ACGCUCCGAUAACUUAAAGGAAAAAAAAAGAUAUACUGUAUAUAUUCUCUUUAUUCAAGGGGAAGGUUUUCCCUUCCCCAGACAAGUCCCUCCGAGCUGGGGAGGGGUGUGUAUUGGUAGCGUCAGCUCGGCCUUCGACGGGGCGCCUUUUCCUGAGGGGAAAAGCAGGCGCGGCCUAGUAGGCCUCGGCCUGGCGUGCUCGGAGGGGGGCAGACGGAGCUCGACUGGGCCGGGCAGAGGGAAGCAGCCGGGGGAAGCCUGGGGUCCACAGCGAGCCGAACCGGAGGAGGAGGACGACAACAACGGGGGCAAGAUGGAAGUGAAAGACGGGAAUGCAGCUCUUCUCAGCAAUUAUGAGGUCUACCAGCUGCUGACCGAUCUUAAGCAGCAGCGGAGAGAGACGGGGAGAAGCAAGCAGACGGCUGGUCAGCAGAACCUGAACACCAUCAUGUACGAAACACUGAAAUACUUAUCUAAGACGCCGUGCCGGUUCCAAGACCCUGAGGUGGUCCAAGACUUCCUUGUCGCCUUGAAAAGCCACAAGCUUACAAAGGCAGAAAAAUUACAGCUGCUCAACCACAGGCCUGGGACUGCCGUCGAGAUCCAGCUGAUCGUGGAGGAGAGCGAGGAGAGGCUGACGGAAGAUCAGAUUGACUCCCUUCUCCAGACGGUGACCAGCAUCCUCCCAGGAGACCCCGAGCAAGAGAGGCAGGAAUCAGCCAUGGCUGUGGAGGAGGAAGGGGAGGCCUAGGAGUUAUAAAAGAAACAAACAAACAAAACAACGCACCCCAUCUCCGAGCCUCGACCCCAGCAGGAAUCUGCACCCGUGUUCCAUCUCGGAGAAAGUCAGCCCACCAUUUCAGUGGCCACAAGCAUCUAGGGACUUCCCGUCGUCUAAUACACAAUGACAUGAGAUUGUAUAAAGGGUUUCAUGUUUGAUUGUUUACACAACAUGAGAGCAGCGAGGAUGAACA
This is a messenger RNA of Pogona vitticeps (central bearded dragon), 974 nucleotides long. It is a transcript of the gene CRCP, whose product is annotated as CGRP receptor component. Gene Ontology annotation, biological process: transcription initiation at RNA polymerase III promoter. The record is from RefSeq and is a predicted model, not a curated record. Gene Ontology annotation, molecular function: nucleotide binding. Gene Ontology annotation, cellular component: RNA polymerase III complex. NCBI's taxonomy places the organism in Eukaryota, Metazoa, Chordata, Lepidosauria, Squamata, Agamidae.